AUGGUGAAUGUCCUCUGGGGUAUUGCGGCAAUGACGCUGGAUGGUCAGUGCAAUGCCGCGGAGGUCGUCGCCAAGUUUCGAGAAGCCAUGAAGCUCGAGGACUGGUCGGAGGCCAGCUUCAAGCAGACCGUCGACUUGUACCGCCUGGUGCCAGUGACGGAUCACGUCAGCAGACUGGCAGAUCAGGAGCAACUUCUUGUUCACCUCCCGGGCUCACGCAUUACGUGUGAAGCCAUCGAGGAUGUGUAUCGCCAACUAGAAGAAGCAGAGCUCCGCUACGAGCGAACUCGUGAGGCCGUCACAGCGCUGGGCGAAGCCAUGGAGUCCCGGGAGGCGCCGUCCUUGGACAGUGCACGGGACGAUCUGCAUCUCCGACAAGAGAAUGCCAACCUCAGGAAGCAGUUGGAGGUUCUCGAGUAUGGGCGGCGUGUGAGCGAGCAGCGAGCACAACUCAGCGAGGAGAGCCAGGCCCAGUUGAUGCGCGAGGUCUCACAGUAUCGCCAAGAGGUGACGCCUCGGCGACCUGCCGGCCCUGGCCCUGCCGUGCGGCAGGUUGCAGGCGCACCCUUCGGUCCUGUACCAACUCUACAAUUCGUUUCUGGCACAGCUGCAGGCUCAGCCAACUGA
Molecule: messenger RNA, 627 nt
Organism: Symbiodinium natans
Lineage: Eukaryota; Dinophyceae; Suessiales; Symbiodiniaceae
Source: the annotation of a GenBank genome assembly